This is a messenger RNA of Orycteropus afer afer, 3033 nucleotides long. RefSeq names its product axin 2 (gene AXIN2). The record is from RefSeq and is a predicted model, not a curated record. NCBI's taxonomy places the organism in Eukaryota, Metazoa, Chordata, Mammalia, Tubulidentata, Orycteropodidae. Gene Ontology annotation, biological process: negative regulation of canonical Wnt signaling pathway.
ACUUAAGAGAGAGAAGGAGAGACCACGCUGAUUGCUGAGAGGAACUGGAAGGAAAAAAAGCCCCAAACUCAAUGAGAAGAACUCUCUCGCCAUGAGUAGCGCUGUGUUGGUGACUCGACUCCCAGACCCCAGCAGCAGCUUCCGAGAGGAUGCCCCGCGGCCCCCAGUCCCUGGGGAAGAAGGGGAGACCCCACCGUGCCAGGCCGGCCUGGUCAAGGGCCAGGUCACCAAACCCAUGCCAGUGUCCUCCAGUGCCAGGCGAAAUGAGGAUGGGCUGGGAGAGCCAGAGGGGCGGGCCUCCCCAGAAUCUCCUCUGACCAGGUGGACCAAGUCUUUGCACUCCUUGUUGGGCGAUCAGGACGGGGCUUAUCUCUUCCGGACUUUCUUGGAAAGGGAGAAAUGUGUGGAUACCUUAGACUUCUGGUUUGCCUGCAAUGGAUUCCGGCAGAUGAACCUGAAGGAUACCAAAACUUUACGAGUAGCCAAAGCGAUCUACAAAAGGUACAUCGAGAACAACAGCAUUGUCUCCAAGCAGCUGAAACCUGCCACCAAGACCUACAUACGCGAUGGCAUCAAGAAGCAGCAGAUCGACUCCAUCAUGUUUGACCAGGCACAGACCGAGGUCCAGUCAGUGAUGGAGGAAAAUGCCUACCAGAUGUUUUUGACUUCUGAUAUAUACCUCGAAUAUGUGAGGAGUGGGGGAGAAAAUACAGCAUACAUGAGCAAUGGGGGACUGGGCAGCCUGAAGGUCGUGUGUGGCUAUCUCCCCACCUUGAACGAAGAAGAGGAGUGGACUUGCGCUGACUUCAAAUGCAAACUCUCACCCACAGUGGUUGGCUUGUCCAGCAAAACUCUGAGGGCCACAGCGAAUGUGAGGGCCACAGAAACAGCUGAAAAUGGAUACAGGUCCUUCAAGAGGAGUGAUCCUGUUAAUCCGUACCAUGUAGGUUCUGGCUAUGUCUUUGCGCCUGCCACCAGCGCCAAUGACAGUGAGAUCUCCAGUGAUGCACUGACUGAUGAUUCCAUGUCCAUGACAGACAGUAGUGUAGAUGGAAUCCCUCCAUACCGCGUGGGGAGUAAGAAACAGCUUCAGAGAGAGAUGCAUCGCAGCGUGAAGGCCAAUGGCCAAGUGUCUCUACCUCAUUUCCCGAGAACCCAUCGCCUGCCCAAGGAGAUGACGCCUGUGGAACCUGCUACCUUUGCUGCCCAGCUGAUCUCCAGGCUGGAGAACCUGAAGCUGGAGCUGGAAAGCCGCCACAGCCUGGAGGAACGGCUACAGCAGAUCAGAGAGGAUGAAGAGACGGAGGGGUCGGAGCUGGUGCUGGGCUCACGGGAAGGGGGUCCCCCGCAGCACCCCCUCUCCCUCCUGCCCUCCGGCAGCUAUGAGGAGGACCCGCAGACGAUUCUGGAUGACCACUUGUCGAGGGUCCUCAAGACCCCUGGCUGCCAGUCACCAGGCGUGGGCCGCUACAGCCCCCGCUCCCGCUCCCCAGACCAUCAUCACCACCACCAGCACCAUUCCCUCCUCCCACCUGGGAGCAAGCUGCCCACCUCGGCUGCCACGUUGGCCAGCUGCCCUCUGCUGGGGGGCAAGGGCUUUGUGGCCAGGCCAACCACAAAGCAUGUCCACCACCAUUACAUCCACCACCACACGGGGCCCAAGACUAAGGAGGAGGUUGAGGCUGAGGCCGCUCAGAGGGUACACUGCCUGUGUUCGGGGGGCACCGAGUAUUACUGCUACACCAAGUGCAAGAGCCAUCCCAAGGUGCUGGAGCCCAUGCCGGGGGAGACAUUCGGCAGCAGCAGAGGCAGUACCUUGCCCAAACGGAGUGGGAAAGGCACGGAGCCGGGCCUGGCCCCGCCCACCAGGGAAGGAGGGGCCCCAGGUGGGGCUGGGGCGCUGCAGCUUCCUGGGGAGGAAGGAGACAGGUCGCAGGAUGUCUGGCAAUGGAUGCUGGAGAGCGAGCGGCAAAGCAAGCCCAAGCCCCAUAGUGCCCAAAGCACAAAAAAGGCCUACCCUGGGGAGUCUGCCCGCAUCGCUCCUGGAGAACAGCGAGCCGGCCGGCACCAUCUGUGGGGGGCCAGCAAUGGGCACCCCCGUGCCAUCCCCCGGAACCACCCAUUCACCCCGGACCCUGCCAUGCCUCCCCUGACCCCACCCAAUACCCUGGCACAGCUGGAGGAGGCCUGCCGCAGGUUGGCUGAGGUCUCAAAGCCCCCAAAACAGCGGUGCUGUGCAGCCAGUCAGCAGAGGGACAGAAACCACUCGGCCACUGGUCAGGCAGGAGCCGUGCCCUUCUGCACCCCAAGCCUGGCUCCUGAAGACCACAAAGAGCCAAAGAAGCUGGCAGGUGUCCACUCGCUCCAGGCCAGUGAGCUGGUUGUCACUUACUUUUUCUGUGGAGAAGAGAUCCCCUACAGGAGGAUGCUGAAGGCCCAGAGCUUGACCCUGGGCCACUUCAAAGAGCAGCUCAGCAAAAAGGGAAAUUACAGGUAUUACUUCAAAAAAGCGAGCGACGAGUUUGCCUGCGGAGCGGUGUUUGAGGAGAUCUGGGAUGACGACACGGUGCUCCCCAUGUAUGAAGGGAGGAUCCUGGGUAAGGUGGAGAGGAUCGACUGAGCCCUUCGGGGCCUGCUGUGGGGAACUGUCCAACUGGAGUCCACAGGACACGUCUUGGCCAUGAGCAACAGCAACAAACUUGGAAGGAAAAUUAAACCAAUGAAGUCUGGGGAGAAUUGGCCACUGGGCCUUUGGGAGGGUGGGGGGAGGUUGGUUUUCACUAUUCACGAGCUGGGUACUGAGAUAAGAAAGCCUGAACUAUUUAUUAAAAACAUGACCACUCUUGGCUAUUGAAGAUGCAGACUGUAUCUGAGAGACUUCGUACAUCGUCUGUGACCUCUAGGGAUCUGAAAUCCAUAAACUGAGAGAGACUGUAUAGCUUAUCUGAACAGAAGUCCUUAUGGUAUUUAUUGAACAAUUGAUCCCCCAUCCCCAGUUUAUGGAUAUGCUGCUUCAAACAUGGAAGGGGGAGA